Messenger RNA from Perkinsus marinus ATCC 50983, 2352 nucleotides. RefSeq lists its product as hypothetical. Gene Ontology annotation, molecular function: nucleic acid binding. The record is from RefSeq and is a predicted model, not a curated record. Bases 1 to 2352 code for a protein of 783 amino acids. Gene Ontology annotation, biological process: DNA integration. The transcript is spliced from 2 exons. Lineage: Eukaryota; Perkinsozoa; Perkinsida; Perkinsidae.
AUGGAUGAUCUGCUAUAUACUGGCUGGUCACCAGAUACGAUGUUGGAGCGUCGAAGUACCGGUCGUAAGGUUUUGGCAGAGAAGUAUAGUAUGGAGUGUCAACCGAGUAAAUCAAUACUUGGAUAUGAUCCAGAGUAUCAUUUAACUCAGUCUCAGACAGCACCCUCAAUAAGUUCUACUAAACCGGUGAAGGUUUUGGGCUAUCAAUGGAACCUUACUGAUGACACUCUUUCGGUGGUACUUCCUGAUGUUAGUGAACGCCCUCUUAGGACUAGACGUGACUGUUUUCAGACCUUGGGUCGAUAUUUUGAUCCACUUGGUAUCCACAUCGAGGCAGCGGCGAGGGAAAGAUGGCUCCUCCGACAAGUAGCUCAGCUGACCUCUACGUGGGAUUCUGUUGAUGUCCCAGUUGAGGUAGCUGAAAGUAUUCGAGCAUUUUUUAAUAGUGAACUUCCACCUCAGCCUCGUUUUACUGAUAUCCGCUCCGGCAUUGUAAUCUUCUGUGAUGCGGCUGGGACAGGUUGUAUCUGUGCCGAUGCAAGAGCGAUUUCGACUGGUAGGAGAAUUGUUGCACGUCAACGUACUCUGAACCCCUCAUGGACUAUUGCUCGUUUAGAGCUCUGCGGGUUGCUUUUUGCUGCGGAACUUCUAGCCGUUCUUCUCGAAGAGAUUGAUGUAGUAACGAAUGACGGUUAUGAAGUUGGACCAUUGUGGAUUUUGACCGAUUCUCAGCUUAAUGCGUGGAGGCUCCGUCGAUCCCCUAAGCUUGAUGAGAAGUAUCUGCCGAAGUUUGAGCUCCGGCGUAUGAUGAGGCUGCGCAAGCUACUCUCUGAUCUAUCUCAUAAAUGCCAUCAUAAUAUUCAUAUUGGUAGCAUUUCGGGGGCGGAGAAUCCUGCGGAUAAUGGAACGCGUCCAGGUAUGAUAGAUGUUCCAGUUAGGAUGAUGCCUUUAUCUGGAAUGAAUAUUGAGCUCACUCUGAGUAAGGUCAAGGUGGUCUCUACUUUCUCUCCCACCCCCACCUUGGGCUAUGAUGAGGUUGAGGAUGAGUUGGAUGUCGUCCUGUCUUCGGCUGAUGUACCAGCUAAUGCUGUGUUGGAUCUGCAGAAAGAUAUUCCUUCCCUGGAACCUAGCGAAGGUCUUCGCCAGCUGUUACUGGAUGCUCAGACCGCCGAUCCUCAGUUACGGGAUAUUCUCAAGAAGCUCAGAGCUGCUGAUGGUGUUAUUGACGGUUAUGAGCUGAAUAAUGGCCUCAUCUAUCGCACGUGUAGUGUUGCUCUAGAUGAUUCGAAUAGAGGUUCAUGUAUUUGUUGUCAAAUUGUGGUUCCUGAGGUUCGUCGAGAUCUUCAGCUUCUUGUGGCGAGGAGGAUUGCUGAGAACAGACGUCGAGCACAGUCGUCGCGACCCCCUGGUUGCUCUGUGAAAUAUGAGCCGUUUGCGAUAGCUUAUUUCGAUGUGAUGGGUCCCUACCAGCUCUCUAAGGAGGAAGAUGGUGACCCUAAGAAGGUGUAUGUAUUUACCCUCUCUUGUCAUUCAUCCAAGUUUGUGAAGUGUGAGCCUGCUUACAGUAAGUCGGGAGUGGAUGCAGCUAGAGCCUUACUUCGACUACUAGCAGAUGAGGGUCCGUCAAGAGUAUUAAUGGUUGACCAAGGCUUGAAUGUGCCGGAGGUUCUGGCAGCUGCUGACGAAUGGGAUGUGACCGUAAUAGCUGCCCCACCUCGUGGAGAAGAGUUGAGAGGAUGGGGUGAACGGGCUCAUAGAGAUGUGCAUGCUAUUAUUCGUGGAUGUUUAUGGGAUCUGGCUGCUGACCAUAAACUUCCUUUAGAAGAUGAGUUCUUACGUAUACUCAAUAGAGCGGUCACUAUUGUUAAUAUGACUCCUUAUGUUGAUGGCUCACCACUUUGCCCUUUCCUUGUCUGUCGAGGACAUAGUAGGAUGAUUGGUGAUAUUGAUGCCAAGAAGGAGGCUGAAGAUAUUCGAAAGGCUAUAUUUGAUGGUCUGGAACCUCCCAGUUGGUGGACUGAAGAGCUUGCACAGCUAUAUCGAGAACGACAAGGAGAAGGCCGUACAGUUUUGUUGAAAGAGCUUGCUGAUGUAUGGUGGUUACGUAGGCGUAAUGUUCGAGAGAGGUUGAUGAGUCGUGUUAAGAGACAUGCUGGACGAGACCUUACUGAGGGUGAAAAGGUCUAUCGUUGGCGUCCCAUGCUAGGCAGAUUUGGAAAGCUCAACACUGGUUGGUCUCCAGCGGUGUUGGUUAAGAAGAUGAGCAAUAGUGUUUGUAAAGUGCGUUUGCCUGAUGGCAAGGAAGUCAACGAGAGCGUGCUUAACCUUCGUCCGGCGGGAGUGUGCCGGUAA